AUGCAGCUGACGUUCGAAAAAGUCCUCAAGAAGGAGACUUUCGGGGUCGUUCUUGAAAUGCAGAUGUACACUGCAGUUGUGGCGACUUGUGUGGCAGUCGUGGGUCUUUUCGCGAGCGGGGAAUGUGGGGCGGUACCGAGGAGUCUCGGGGGCGAAAUGGGUAGUUAUGCGGGCGGGAGGUUCUCGUACGUGAUGACACUCGUUUGCACGGCAGUGUCGUGGCAGGUCUGCUCGGUGGGGGUCGUGGGCUUGAUCUUCGUGGUCUCCUCACUUUUCUCGAAUGUCAUUAGUACUCUCUCGCUGGCCGUCACGCCGAUAGCAUCCUUGCUCGUUUUCCAUGAUAACAUGAAUGGCGUGAAGAUUGUUGCCAUGUUGAUGGCGUUUUGGGGAUUUGGGUCUUAUAUUUAUCAGAAUUAUAUUGACGAUCUAGAGUUGAGGAAGAAUAUGAGGGGUGGUGAUGAUGUUCCUUAA
Molecule: messenger RNA, 471 nt
Organism: Striga asiatica
Lineage: Eukaryota; Viridiplantae; Streptophyta; Magnoliopsida; Lamiales; Orobanchaceae
Source: the annotation of a GenBank genome assembly